Salvelinus fontinalis (brook trout) is the source of this 7104-nucleotide messenger RNA. It is a transcript of the gene sgk1, whose product is annotated as serum/glucocorticoid regulated kinase 1. NCBI's taxonomy places the organism in Eukaryota, Metazoa, Chordata, Actinopteri, Salmoniformes, Salmonidae. Gene Ontology annotation, biological process: protein phosphorylation. The coding region runs from base 148 to 1824 and encodes 558 amino acids. The record is from RefSeq and is a predicted model, not a curated record. Gene Ontology annotation, molecular function: ATP binding; protein serine/threonine kinase activity. The transcript has 13 exons.
CUGGGACCAGCAGAUCUGGGACCAUAACAGCAGAUCUGGGAUCAGCAGAUCAGGGACCAUAACAGCAGAUCUGGGACCAGGAUAGCAAGAGCCUGUCAAUCCGUCACGCUGGGCUCUACCAAGGCUAGUGUUCUACCACUGGCCAACAUGAAGCUGCUGAACGGAGGAGGAGGAGGAGGAGGAGGAGGAGGAGGAGGAGGAGGAGGAGGAGGAGGAGGAGGAGGAGGAGGAGGAGAAGAAGAAGUAAGAGGAGGAGAAGGACGAGGAGGAGAGAAGAAUGCAUUCUCCUUCAAGAAGUGUUCUGCUUUUCAGUUUGUGAAGAGAAAGGUCAGGAAGUGGAAGAUGUUGAGCCGUCACCACGUCGAUGCUAAGCAGAAGGAGGCGGAGUCUGAGGUGCACCUUGGGGGCGGUCCUUGGGGGGUGAGCACCAACCACCAGCUGGCUAGCCCUGUCAUGCUGGAGUGCUGUGUCUGCAGUGGACCCUUCGUUAGCUACGCUCUGGAAGAGGCCUGGCAGCCACGGCAACGCACACAGGCGAUGGAUCUGUACUACCAUAGUGAACCAGACCCAGAGUACUACUGCUGUCCCAACGACUCUACGUUCCUGAAACAGAGGAGAAUGGGGCUGAAUGACUUCAUUCAGAGGCUGGCCACUAGUAACUCCUACACCUGCAAGCAUCCUGAGGUUCAGUCUGUCGUCAGCUUGGCUCCCCAACAACAGGAGGCUGAACUCAUGAACGCCAAUCCCUCUCCCCCUCCCAGUCCCUCCCAGCAGAUGAACCUGGGCCCGUCCUCCAACCCCACAGCCAAGCCCAGUGACUUCCACUUCCUGAAGGUGAUAGGAAAGGGCAGCUUCGGGAAGGUCCUCCUAGCCAGGCACCGAACAGACGACCAGUUCUACGCUGUUAAGGUGCUGCAGAAGAAGGCCAUCCUGAAGAAGAAAGAGGAGAAACACAUCAUGUCUGAGAGGAACGUCCUGUUGAAGAACAUUAAACACCCCUUCCUAGUGGGACUACACUACUCCUUCCAGACCGUUGAUAAACUCUACUUUGUACUGGACUACAUUAACGGAGGAGAGUUGUUCUACCAUCUCCAGAGGGAGCGGCGUUUCUUAGAGCCCCGGGCCAGGUUCUAUACAGCGGAGAUCGCCAGUGCCCUAGGAUACCUCCACUCUCUAAACAUCGUGUACAGAGACCUGAAGCCUGAGAAUAUUCUACUGGAUUCUCAAGGACACAUUAUACUCACGGACUUCGGGCUCUGCAAGGAGAACAUAGAACAGAACGGAACCACGUCGACAUUCUGUGGAACACCAGAAUACCUAGCUCCAGAGGUGAUACACAAGCAGCCGUAUGACAGGACGGUUGACUGGUGGUGUUUAGGAGCCGUCCUUUAUGAGAUGUUGUAUGGUCUGCCUCCGUUCUACAGUCGCAACACAGCAGAGAUGUACGACAACAUCUUGAACAAGCCCCUGCAGCUCAAACCCAACAUCUCUGACGCUGCCAAGCACCUACUGGAGGGACUGCUGCAGAAAGACCGCACACAACGACUGGGACACAGCCACGACUUCGAGGAGAUCAUGAACCACAUGUUCUUCUCCCCCAUCAACUGGGAUGCCCUGACCUCGAAGAAGCUUACCCCCCCUUUCAACCCAAACGUGACGGGCCCUAAUGACCUUCGUCACUUUGAUCCAGAAUUCACAGACGAGCCCGUCCCCUCUUCCAUUGGCUGUUCCCCUGACUCCUCCCUCAUCACUGCCAGCAUCACGGAGGCAGCCGAGGCCUUCCUAGGGUUCAGCUACGCACCCUCCAUGGACUCAUACCUGUAGGAUAUUAUACCUGUAGGAUAUUAUACCUGUAGGGUAUCAUACCUGUAGGAUAUCAUACCUGUAGGAUAUCAUACCUGUAGGAUAUCAUACCUGUAGGAUAUCAUACCUGUAGGUUAUCAUACCUGUAGGAUAUCAUACCUGUAGGAUAUCAUACCUGUAGGAUAUCAUACCUGUAGGAUAUCAUACCUGUAGGAUAUCAUACCUGUAGGUUAUCAUACCUAUAGGAUAUCAUACCUGUAGGAUACCUACAGACCCCUCCAUGGACCUAUAGGACACAUCAUAAACAUCCCUAUUUACUAACUAAAUAGGAACAAUCCCCCAUAUGACAGGGGUACAGACCUGUAGUUCUACCCCCCCCAAACCCUAAGGGAGAGAUAGAUCUGAAUGUUCCGGAAGACUGCGACCCGGGGGGGGGGGGGGGGGGUUGCUCUUUAAGGUGCCUUUAUAAAGAAGAGGAUCUCUCUCUCCAUUGGUCCGUUCUGAUUAAUCCCGUCUCGCACUGAUGACUCAUGGUUCUGGGUCUGUCCCAAAUGGCACCCUAUUCCCUAAUAGUUCACUACUUUAGACCAGAACCCUAUUCCCUAUAUAGUGCACUACUUUAGACCAGAGCCCUAUGGCACCCUAUUCCCUAUAUAGUGCACUACUUUAGACCAGAGCCCUAUUCCCUAUAUAGAGCACUAAUUUAGACCAGAGCCCUAUUCCCUAUAUAGUACACUACUUUAGACCAGAACCCUAUUCCCUAUAUAGUGCACUCCUAUAGACCAGAGCCCUAUUCCCUAUAUAGUACUCUACUUUAGACCAGAGCCCUAUUUGUGGCCUGCUGGAGGUCAUUUUGCAGGGCUCUGGCAGUGCACCUCCUUGCACAAAGGCGGAGGUAGCGGUCCUGCUGCUGGGUUGUUGCCCUCCUACGGCCUCCUCCACGUCUCCUGAUGUACUGGCCUGUCUCCAGGUAGCGCCUGCAUGAUCUGGACACUACGCUGACAGACACAGCAAACCUUUUUGCCACAGCUCGCAUUGAUGUGCCAUCCUGGAUGAACUGCACUACCUGAGCCACUUGUGUGGGUUGUAGACUCCGUCUCAUGCUACCACUAGAGUGAGAGCACCGCCAGCAUUCAAAAGUGACCAAAACAUCAGCCAGGAAGCAUAGGAACUGAGAAGUGGUCUGUGGUCACCACCUGCAGAAUCACUCCUGUUUUGGGGGGUGUCUUGCUAACUGCCUAUAAUUUCCACCUUUUGUCUAUUCCAUUUGCACAACAGCAUGUGAAAUUUAUUGUCAAUCAGUGUUGCUUCCUAAGUGGACAGUUUGAUUUCACAGAAGUGUGAUUGACUUGGAGUUACAUUGUGUUGUUUAAGUGUUGCCUUUAUUUUUUUGAGCAGUGUAUAUAGGGAAUAGGGCUCUGGUCUAAUGUACUGCACUGUAUAGAUAUAGGGCCCUGAAAUUCAACUCUGGACCUCGAAGCCAAUGUACUGUUGUUUUUCAUUGUUCCCCUCUCAUCAGGGACUGAUUUAGACCUGGGACUACAGGUGGGUGAUUCCCCUCUAAUCAGGGCCUGAUUUAGACCUGGGACACCAGGUGGGUGAUUCCCCUCUAAUCAGGGCCUGAUUUAGACCUGGGACACCAGGUGGGUGAUUCCCCUCUAAUCAGGGCCUGAUUUAGACCUGGGACACCAGGUGGGUGAUUCCCUUCUAAUCAGGGACUGAUUUAGACCUGGGACACCAGGUGGGUGAUUCCCCCUCUAAUCAGGGCCUGAUUUAGACCUGGGACACCAGGUGGGUGAUUCCCACUCUAAUCAGGGCCUGAUUUAGACCUGGGACACCAGGUGGGUGAUUCCCCUCUAAUCAGGGACUGAUUUAGACCUGGGACACCAGGUGGGUGAUUCCCCUCUAAUCAGGAACUGAUUUAGACCUGGGACACCAGGUGGGUGAUUCCCUUCUAACCAGGGACUGAUUUAGACUUGGGACACCAGGUGGGUGAUUCCCCUCUAAUCAGGGCCUGAUUUAGACCUGGGACACCAGGUGGGUGAAUCCCCUCUAACCAGGGACUGAUUUAGACCUGGGACACCAGGUGGGUGAUUCCCCUCUAAUCAGGGCCUGAUUUAGACCUGGGACACCAGGUGGGUGAUUCCCCUCCAAUCAGGGCCUGAUUUAGACCUGGGACACCAGGUGGGUGAUUCCCCUCUAACCAGGGACUGAUUUAGACCCGGGACACCAGGUGGGUGAUUCCCCUCUAAUCAGGGCCUGAUUUAGACCUGGGACACCAGGUGGGUGAUUCCCCUCUAAUCAGGGCCUGAUUUAGACCUGGGACACCAGGUGGGUGAUUCCCUUCUAAUCAGGGACUGAUUUAGACCUGGGACACCAGGUGGGUGAUUCCCCCUCUAAUCAGGGCCUGAUUUAGACCUGGUACACCAGGUGGGUGAUUCCCCUCUAAUCAGGGCCUGAUUUAGACCUGGGACGCCAGGUGGGAGAUUUCCCCCUCUAAUCAGGGACUGAUUUAGACCUGGGACACCAGGUGGGUGAUUCCCCUCUAAUCAGGGCCCGAUUUAGACCUGGGACACCAGGUGGGUGAUUCCCCCUCUAAUCAGGGCCUGAUUUAGACCUGGGACGCCAGGUGGGUGAUUCCCCCCUCUAAUCAGGGACUGAUUUAGACCUGGGACACCAGGUGGGUGAUUCCCCUCUAAUCAGGGCCUGAUUUAGACCUGGGACACCAGGUGGGUGAUUCCCCUCUAAUCAGGGCCUGAUUUAGACCAGGGACGCCAGGUGGUGGAUUUCCCCCUCUAAUCAGGGACUGAUUUAGACCUGGGACACCAGGUGGGUGAUUCCCCUCUAAUCAGAGCCUGAUUUAGACCUGGGACGCCAGGUGGGUGAUUUCCCUCUAACCAGGGACUGAUUUAGACCUGGGACACCAGGUGGGUGAUUUCCCUCUAAUCAGGACCUGAUUUAGACCUGGGACACCAGGUGGGUGAUUCCCUUCUAACCAGGGACUGAUUUAGACUUGGGACACCAGGUGGGUGAUUCCCCUCUAAUCAGGGCCUGAUUUAGACCUGGGACACCAGGUGGGUGAAUCCACUUUAACCAGGGACUGAUUUAGACCUGGGACACCAGGUGGGUGAUUCCCAUCUAAUCAUGGACUGAUUUAGACCUGGGACACCAGGUGGGUGAUUCCCCUCUAAUCAGGGCCUGAUUUAGACCUGGGACGCCAGGUGGGUGAUUCCCACUCUAAUCAGGGCCUGAUUUAGACCUGGGACGCGAGGUGGGUGAUUCCCCCUCUAAUCAGGGCCUGAUUUAGACCUGGGACACCAGGUGGGUGAUUCCCCUCUAAUCAGGGACUGAUUUAGACCUGGGACACCAGGUGGGUGAUUCCCCUCUAAUCAGGGCCCGAUUUUGACCUGGGACACCAGGUUGGUGAUUCCCCCUCUAAUCAGGGCCUGAUUUAGACCUGGGACACCAGGUGGGUGAUUCCCCUCUAAUCAGGGCCUGAUUUAGACCUGGGACGCCAGGUGGGUGAUUCCCCCCUCUAAUCAGGGACUGAUUUAGACCUGGGACGCCAGGUGGGUGAUUCCCCUCUAAUCAGGGCCUGAUUUAGACCUGGGACACCAGGUGGGUGAUUCCCUUCUAAUCAGGGACUGAUUAAGACCUGGGACACCAGGUGGGUGAUUCCCCCUCUAAUCAGGGCCUGAUUUAGACCUGGGACACCAGGUGGGUGAUUCCCCUCUAAUCAGGGCCUGAUUUAGACCUGGGACGCCAGGUGGGUGAUUUCCCCCUCUAAUCAGGGACUGAUUUAGACCUGGGACACCAGGUGGGUGAUUCCCCUCUAAUCAGGGCCCGAUUUAGACCUGGGACACCAGGUGGGUGAUUCCCCCUCUAAUCAGGGCCUGAUUUAGACCUGGAACACCAGGUGGGUGAUUCCUCUCUAAUCAGGGCCUGAUUUAGACCUGGGACGCCAGGUGGGUGAUUCCCCCCUCUAAUCAGGGACUGAUUUAGACCUGGGACACCAGGUGGGUGAUUCCCCUCUAAUCAGGGCCCGAUUUAGACCUGGGACACCAGGUGGGUGAUUCCCCCUCUAAUCAGGGCCUGAUUUAGACCUGGGACACCAGGUGGGUGAUUCCCCUCUAAUCAGGGCCUGAUUUAGACCUGGGACACCAGGUGGGUGAUUCCCCUCUAAUCAGGGCCUGAUUUAGACCAGGGACGCCAGGUGGGUGAUUUCCCCCUCUAAUCAGGGACUGAUUUAGACCUGGGACACCAGGUGGGUGAUUCCCCUCUAAUCAGGGCCUGAUUUAGACCUGGGACGCCAGGUGGGUGAUUUCCCCCUCUAAUCAGGGACUGAUUUAGACCUGGGACACCAGGUGGGUGAUUCCCCUCUAAUCAGGGCCCGAUUUAGACCUGGGACACCAGGUGGGUGAUUCCCCCUCUAAUCAGGGCCUGAUUUAGACCUGGGACACCAGGUGGGUGAUUCCCCUCUAAUCAGGGCCUGAUUUAGACCUGGGACGCCAGGCGGGUGAUUCCCCCCUCUAAUCAGGGACUGAUUUAGACCUUGGACGCCAGGUGGGUGAUUCCCCCAUCUAAUCAGGGACUGAUUUAGACCUGGGACACCAGGUGCUUUAUUCCCCUCUAAUCAGGGCCCGAUUUAGACCUGGGACACCAGGUGGGUGAUUCCCACUCUAAUCAGGGCCUGAUUUAGACCUGGGACAGCAUGUGGGUGAUUCCCCUCUAAUCAGGGCCUGAUUUAGACCUGGGACACCAGGUGGGUGAUUCCCACUCUAAUCAGGGCCUGAUUUAGACCUUGGACACCAGGUGGGUGAUUCCCACUCUAAUCAGGGCCUGAUUUAGACCUGGGACACCAGGUGGGUGAUUCCCACUCUAAUCAGGGCCUGAUUUAGACCUGGGACACCAGGUGGAACAGAGAAGCAGCAGGGUCAGAGGUAAAUACCCCUGGGAUAGGGUGUCAUUUGGGAUGCAGUUAUGGAUGGAUAGAAUGCAUUGUUGUGUUGAGAUCCGUCCUCUCCCCUACUCCCUACCCCCUACUCCCUACCCCCUCUCCCCUACUCCCUACUCCCUCUCCCCUACUCCCUACUCCCUCUCCCCUACUCCCUACCCCCUACUCCCUACCCCCUCUCCCCUACUCCCUACUCCCUACCCCCUACUCCCUACCCCCUCUCCCCUACUCCCUCUCCCCUACCCCCUCUCCCCUACUCCCUACCCCCUCUCCCCUACUGCCUACCCCCUCUCCCCUACUCCCUACCCCCUCUCCCCUACUCCCUACCCCCUCUCCCCUACUCCCUC